This is a messenger RNA of Vitrella brassicaformis, 1983 nucleotides long. The record is from the annotation of a GenBank genome assembly. NCBI's taxonomy places the organism in Eukaryota, Vitrellaceae.
UUAGUCCUCUGUCGCCUCUCCCUGACUCUCAGGCUGUUGCUGGUGCUGCUGGUGGUGGUGGUGUCCGUCCUCCAAACCUGGUCGACAAGAGGGGAGAGUCGACGGCCAGUGGUUGAGGUGGCCUGCAUACCUGUAUCGUCAUCGUCAUUGCUGCUGUUGUCCUCAUCCUCGCCGGCAUUGCCAGCACCUUGGUGACACCCAUAUACACAGACCCACAACAGACAUACCGAGAUGUGUCAGUCGGGCACCGUUCUCAAUGCGUCUCCUCUCUCGUCACCAUCAUUGUCCGAAUCCUCUCCGUCGAAGACGAUGUCUGCGAUGGGACUCAGGAACCUACGGGCCAUCGCGGCCGUCCGCCGGAAGCGGGCGACAAACGGGGCAUCAGACACACCCACUGCUGGCGGCUCACUCGUGUACACGUCAAGAAACACUGGCACGUGCACGAGCACACAGAAAAGGAAAAGCACAUGCGUCUGCAUUCUGAUCAUCUUCGGUGUUGGCAAGUACCUGAGUCAUCAUUAUCGUCAGACACCACCACAUCGAUCCAGGCGACGAAAGGAUCGGUGAAGGAUGUGAGCAGGAACUUCCGCCCGCUUAAGUCACCUUCUUCACCCCCCUGACUCCAACCGAUGACCGUGGUGCACCCCUCCACCGGCAGGCGGGGCGACUGCGUCAUGAUGCCCACCAACCAACCACCGCGGGAACGCCUGAGAAGGAAGGAAUCAGGGUGACACAUGCAUGACUUAUGUGUCUCUAUCUAGUCACUGACUCACAGGAACUCGCCGACAUAGGUCGCUUUAGCCAUCGUCUCUCUUGGGCAUAAGAUACCUCCCAUGAGGAGGUCUGAGAAGGACGACUCGGUCACGAGCGAUUCGUCCUCGACGACCCACGUGAUACUGUCAUCGUAGAAGAUGUGGUGCCGCACAGGAGGGUCCUGCGGGUCGCUGUGUGGGUGGAGGGGGUGGGUGGGGGGAAGGGGGGUGGAGUCGAGGCGGUACUCGGGCGCGUCAUGGAAGACUCGCAGGUCGCCAUUGCUGUGGUCGAACAGCUCGAACCUCCCCCCCUGACUACCGAGGUCGACGUUUUGGCCGACCAUCUUCCACUGGGCGACAACACGAGGCUCACGCAAAUAGGCCUGCCACAACACACAACACGAGCAGAACAGACGAGUGCAUCCACCCCUCUUCCCGAUCCCUCACUUCUCGCCUGUCGUGCGCACCUGUUUGCUACGAUGUUUCUCCAGGUCUUGCUGCGUGACGAUGACGGGCAGCUCACAGAAGCCCCGCUGAUGAGCCAGUCGCAGUGCAUCGGCCGCCUCGUCCCAGCUCUGAUGCUCCACCAGCCAACACGACUGCACACACACACACACUCCAUGCAAUGCAGACUCAUCCAUCCAUCCAUACAUCCAUCCAUCCCACGUGUGCAAGGCAGCCAUACCUGCAGCAGUAGCUGAUCCUCUAGGUGCUCGUCAUCGAACGUCAGCACGGCGUCCAGCGGCGUCCCGUCAGCCAGGUGCUUUUCGUGCAGGCAGCGGCCGAGGCGACUGCGGAGCGCGUCGGCGUCGAAAUCGACGCCGGAGAGGAAGCGGGCGCUGCAUCGGAGGCAGCCAGGUCCUUGAGUGUGUGCAACCCAUCCCGCUCGUCCCGAUGGAUGAAGUCAGGGCACUGGCCACGAAUUGCUGGCCAGUCCUCGUCGUUGCUCCUCCUGCUCACGUUAGCGCCCAUCGUGCCUUGAGAUGUUGGAUCCGACGAGCAUAAAGCCAAGGGUUUGCAACCCUAACCCGGCAUACCCAAACCCUUCUUCCUGCCCGUCCUCGAGUCGAGGCGCGGCAGGGAUCCGCCGACGACGCGCCCCCGAACGGAGUCGUCUUUCGAGCGGAGUCGAGGGGUUCCCAUCCUGCAACUGACCCGUAUCUAGCGGAUGGAGCUUCCGGCGCCGAGGGGGGACGACUCUGCGGCGUGGGGGAGGCCCGGGGUGGCGCAU